CGAGUUCAUACUCUAACUUAAUAUCAAUAUAUGUAUCUUUAAAUUUCAUUAAUAUCUUUUCAUUAAAUAAAUAAUUGGUUAAAAAGUGUUAGUAAUUCAUUUUCGGGAGCAAGGUACUAUCCUAGGCUUUCGGAGCCCUUACAGGUCAGAAGUGAGAUGAGUCUGCGCAUAAGACUGUGAAAUUUCGCGAGCAACGGUUUGUUGAGACUCCGCUGGGCAAGCGUCGGUGCUCCGCUGGCAUUCCGAGUAUUUUGUUGAACGUUGAAUUCAAAUACAGUGGGCAGAACGUUAAUUGUCCAUUAGCGAAAAAGGGAUAAUCGAGUUAUAUCCCUGAACGGUAGCGAAAACAUGUAAGCGUAAGUGUAACGACAACGUGCCACUUUAAUGAACAAAACAAAACGAUUUAAUUCUAAUUAGAAUUCUGUGCAAAACACACACAAUCGAACAAACGUAAAUAAUCAAUAUGGCGGUAGUAAAAAUCAGUAGUCUGAAAUUAUCUGAAAUAAAAGAAUUACUUAGCGAAAGAGGUUUAGAAACGGAAGGGCAUAAAAAUGAACUAAUUUUGCGACUAAGUGAAGCGGUUGGUGCGGACGUGAUAGAAUUCACACAAACGAAUGUGCAAGAUCAAAUAAAUGAGUUGCGCGAAAUGUUUACCUCGGUGCUGCAGCUGAUGCAGUCUAAUUCGAAUACGACAACGAAUGAUAACGUGAGUAACUUAAAUUCGUUUGCGGAACAAGCACGUUUAGAAUCACCUAGUACAAGGGCGACUAAAAUUAAUUAUUCUGUAAAAGAAAUUGCUGAAACGAUACCAGACUUCGAUCCAACAUCCGAAUCGUCAAUCACGGUUGAGCAGUUUGUAGAUAGAGUUAAUGGUGCUAUGAGUGCCUAUAAGUGGGAAGAAAAGUGUUUGUUGCUGGCUGUUUAUAGUCGACUCAAAGGCGCCGCGAAAAUUUGGCUCAAUUCGACAGACAAAUUGUAUUCCAAUUGGAACGAACUUUCAACGAAGUUGUGCGAAGAGUUCAGCUGCAUACCAGAUGAAGCUGACAUACACUACAAAAUGAGUCAGGCAGUGCGUAAGCCAAAUGAAAACUUAUUAGACUAUUGCUUUCGCGUGAGUGCAUUAGGGAAACGAUUUACAUUGAGUGAGUCUGCAAUUGUGAAAUAUGCUAGAGAUGGGUUAAAACGAACUACAAACGGCUAUGGCCACUACUCGUUUUAA
Messenger RNA from Bactrocera dorsalis (oriental fruit fly), 1219 nucleotides. RefSeq lists its product as uncharacterized. Bases 464 to 1219 code for a protein of 251 amino acids. The transcript has a single exon. NCBI's taxonomy places the organism in Eukaryota, Metazoa, Arthropoda, Insecta, Diptera, Tephritidae. The record is from RefSeq and is a predicted model, not a curated record.